CUGGGGCGUGUUCAUUAUUCGUGUGGAAGAAGUUGAUUAUUGUUGGUGAAAGUAAGGCUCGCUGUGUCGACCAAAAUCUACAAUAUGAGUAACGACUGGCAAAAUGGCACCUUUGGUUGCUUUAGCGACAUUGGUAAUUGCUGUUUCGCAUACUUUUGCCCAUGUAUAGUGGCAGGUAAGAACGCCGAAGCCAUGGGCGAAAACUGUGUACUCUACGGAUUCCUAUCGACGCUUGGUUGCAUUGGCUUAUUCACGCAGUCGACUAUUCGCCAGAAAAUCAGAGAAAGAUACGGAAUUCAGGGGAGUUUCGUGAAUGAUCUAAUGUGCUAUUGUUGCUGCCCUCUUUGCUCGCUCGUACAGGAGAGCAAUGAAGUCAAAGCUCACGGCGGUGCCCCUGGUGGAAUGGCGAUGGCUCGGUCUUGAAUUUUCACCAAGAACCUUUUUAAGUGCAUGACCACAUUUAAUGACUUUGUGAAGAAUUUUUACAAUCUUCAGUAAAACCUUUUGUAUUGUUUAUGCUAUGCACUUCAAGGUUAUGCAGCUUUUGAAAUAUUAACCCUUAUUUUUAAAAUAUAUAUUUUAACUGAA
Molecule: messenger RNA, 588 nt
Organism: Rhopilema esculentum
Lineage: Eukaryota; Metazoa; Cnidaria; Scyphozoa; Rhizostomeae; Rhizostomatidae
Source: RefSeq, a predicted model, not a curated record